This is a messenger RNA of Amoebophrya sp. A120, 712 nucleotides long. NCBI's taxonomy places the organism in Eukaryota, Dinophyceae, Syndiniales, Amoebophryaceae. The record is from the annotation of a GenBank genome assembly.
AAAACACAUCGCUCAUUGCAAUAAAAGCCACAAGACUAAUACUGCUUCUCUAAAUAAGUAAAACUCAAAUUUAGCGAUAGCGUUAGCGAAUGUGCCCGUACAAGGCUUGUGAUGACAGAGGCUUACUAGUAGAGUGCCUGCCUAGAUGAAGACUUCGACUAGCAAGGACAUCCUGACGACCUUGAUCACGACUAACUACGCAAAAACAGAAGGCAUUCAGCAUACUACGGUAGAUGAUCUAGUACACAUCCAUAAUGAACGUUGUAGCCUUCCGAACUCGCCUUGAUGAAUUUUUAGCAGGAGGUACCUCUUUCAUUCAGUAUUCGCAUCCAGCUCACGGCUACACACGUUCUUGAAAAUCCUAUCACAUAGUGCUAAGUAGUUUUUCUGUUUGUCAAUCUCUCUUGCAUUAUUAGCGGUCGCUCAAAAUUCGCGAGUGCUCUCUGGUAAUUGUCGCCUUGUAAGUAUAUGUAUUGCAUUUGCACUAAGACUGACAGGCUCUUCACGCAGCACAACAAGAAUGCAUAACUAUGGUAUUAUCGCGAACGAAUCGAAAAAUCUUCCUGUUUUUAGUAGGGUCUUCAACGGCGAUUUUUCCAAAAUAUGGCGAAAACAAAGUUCGGUCUGUUUGACGUGCUGUCUCUCAUCUGCGUUGCUAGCCGCAUUUAAAAUUUAUAACGACCAGCGAUAUUGUGCAAGUGUAGACAUUUAG